Oryzias latipes (Japanese medaka) is the source of this 4350-nucleotide messenger RNA. It is a transcript of the gene ctbp1, whose product is annotated as C-terminal binding protein 1. Gene Ontology annotation, cellular component: nucleus. The record is from RefSeq and is a predicted model, not a curated record. Gene Ontology annotation, molecular function: transcription corepressor activity; DNA-binding transcription factor binding; NAD binding. Lineage: Eukaryota; Metazoa; Chordata; Actinopteri; Beloniformes; Adrianichthyidae. Gene Ontology annotation, biological process: regulation of transcription by RNA polymerase II.
GAGAGAAAGAGGGGGAGCACAUGUGUAUGCUUGUCACUGAGGGGCUGGGAGGAGAAGGACUGAGGGGAGCUGGCCACCGCCGCCAUAUGCUGACUGGAUUCCUGUUCAUGCGUGCAGCGUGAAGGUCUGCGAAGCGGCCGGCCGGGGAUCACACCAUGGGAAGCUCACAUCUCCUCAAUAAAGGCAUGCCUCUAGGGAUCAGGCCCCCCAUCAUGAACGGGCCCAUGCACCCACGACCUUUGGUGGCACUACUAGAUGGGCGUGACUGCACGGUGGAGAUGCCCAUCCUGAAAGACGUAGCAACUGUGGCCUUCUGUGACGCUCAGUCCACUCAGGAGAUCCACGAGAAGGUCCUUAAUGAAGCUGUGGGAGCUCUGAUGUACCACACCAUCACUCUGAUGAAAGAAGACCUCGAGAAGUUCAAAGCUCUGCGGAUCAUCGUCCGCAUCGGCAGCGGCUACGACAACAUAGACAUCAAGUCUGCUGGAGAACUUGGCAUAGCAGUAUGCAACAUGCCAGCAGCUUCAGUGGAGGAGACCGCAGACUCCACUCUGUGUCACAUCCUCACCUUGUACCGCCGUACCACCUGGCUGCACCAGGCUCUGCGGGAGGGCACGCGCGUGCAGAGCGUGGAGCAGAUUCGAGAGGUGGCAUCGGGAGCGGCGAGGAUCCGAGGAGAGACCCUGGGACUCAUAGGACUUGGUCGGGUGGGCCAGGCUGUAGCGCUGCGAGCCAAAGUGUUUGGCUUUAAUGUGAUUUUUUAUGACCCUUAUUUGGCUGAUGGGGUAGAAAGAUCUCUGGGGCUACAGAGGGUCACCACCCUACAGGAUUUACUUUUCCACUCUGACUGUGUCUCUCUGCACUGCAGCCUCAAUGAGCACAACCACCAUCUGAUCAACGACUUUACCAUCAAGCAGAUGCGUCAGGGAGCCUUCCUGGUGAACACAGCCAGGGGGGGUCUGGUGGAUGAGAAGGCUCUGGCUCAGGCCCUGAAGGAGGGGAGGAUACGAGGAGCUGCUCUGGAUGUUCACGAGACAGAACCAUUCAGUUUCAGUCAGGGUCCACUGAAGGAUGCUCCCAACCUGAUCUGCACGCCACACGCCGCUUGGUACAGUGAGCAGGCGUCACUGGAGAUGCGAGAAGAGGCGGCCAGGGAGAUCCGAAGGGCUGUGACAGGUCGUAUCCCAGAUAGUCUAAAGAACUGUGUGAAUAAGGAGUUUCUGUCCCAGAACAACCACUGGGCAGGAGUGGACCCAGCCGCAGUCCAUCCUGAGCUCAAUGGGGCUUACAGGUAUCCACCAGGAGUGGUCAGUUUGCCAGCCGGUGGGCUCCCCCCUUCAGUUGAGGGCAUCGUGCCGAGCGCAGUGCCGAUCGCACACACCCUUCCGCCGGCCGUCACGCACCCUCCUCAUGCGCCGUCUCCAGGACAGAACAUAGUAAAGCCACCAGAGGGCGACAGAGAGCAGCAUCCAAACGACCAGCUGUAGCCUCCAUGUUGGCAGGAAGGGGCUGAUGCAGCGGCGGCUGUCACAGCAGCAGCUUCCCGGACGAGAAGCCGUCAUCAGACACUUUCAGAUCGGAUUCUCAACUGUUCUGCAAAUGCAGGAUGACUUGCUAACAACAUGCUGAGCCUUUUCCUGCCAGAGUCCAAACUACAAAAAAAACAAACAAAGAUAAACCCAAACCGGAUGGAAAACAAAACCCUGGAUUCGAUUCUGCUGUGUUAGACUGUAGUGUGUCCAACGUUAGCAGGGCAGGCUUCAUGUUUUUCUCUUUUCUCUUCAUUAGUUUAAGGAACAAGCAAAGCUAGUGUGUUCUGACAUGAAUGUAACCCGUCUGUGUACAGAUUUUAGACUUAAAGCCAGAUGUUUGUGCUCCAGUCCAAACUAAAAGGUGACCUGUGUAGCCAGACUGAAAACACCACAACAUCCUUUUACCCCGCCCUUUCUUCAAUUUUUAAAUGUGUGGUAAAGUUAGCAAGACCCCCCCCCCGCCCCGCCCACCUCCAAAUAAGCAUAAAAAGAAAAAAGAGGCAGCUUUUUGCACACCAUCUCAGGAAAUUAGGUUUCCACAGUUGGGUUUUUAUUAAUUUGCUUUUUAUUUUAUAAAUCUCUUCUUGCCAAUUAGUGCUUUUCUUGUUUUCUACCCGUUUGCCAUUAGAAUGCAACGUUUCGUAGGAGAUAAAGUUGGAUCUGAUGCUUGGUUUUGUUGGCGAUUUGCUCCUGGGACUUAAAUGUAAAUGUUUGACCCAAACGGAUGGAAAGUGAUUCUGUGCAGAGGUGGUAUAAAUGUGUGCUCGGCAGGGACGGCUUGACUCCUCGUUGUGUCAAAGUGAUGUGUUGAGAGUUUGCAGCAGCUUGAAACACGGUGCUGGAAAAGCGUUAGCAAAGAUCUUCCAUUCGUCUUCUUAGAGCCUUUUUAAAGCUGUAAAAGGUUAUUUAAAACAGUGUUCCCCAAUCCCCGGGCUGCAGACCAGUAUCAGUGUGUGGGACAAUUGGUAUGGACCACAGAGGAAAAAAAACACACAACCUGCAUUUUCUAUUAUUUAUAAUCAGAUUCUAAAUGAAGUUUUAUUUUGAAAAUCUACUGGAUUCUCUCCACCAUAUCCGACUCCAUCUUGAUGCAAAUCAAGUCGCUUGGUCACGUGUUGAAAAGUCAUCCACUAGUUUUUUUAAAGUGGCUUCUUCCACCGAUAAAUAAACCCCCGAGCUAACAAAGUUAACAAAAAACAAAUGUAUUUGCAACAUUUUUUUUGGAGAAAUGAUUCAUUAACAGAAUAAGAGCCCCUUGACUUCAAAAUAAAAGCAAUCUGGAUCUAACAGCCAAAAACCAGGAGUCUUUACUCCAAACAUGGAUUCUUGUGACAGUUGUUCCCACAAACCAUAAUAAUAAUGCAGAAUAUUCAGGAACCGGCUGUCUAAUCUUACGAGGAUGCUCAAAUGGUGGAUACAUGUUUAUUAUUUUAUUUAGAAAAUAACGGUUUGAUAAACCGUUUUAAAAAUAAAAAACGUUGCACCUUAAAGUUUGACAAGGCUGAAGUUGGCGUCUGAUAGUCUAACUUCCACUUUGACCGUUAUGGGUUAAUCAAUAUCACAUUUGAAUGCUUCCUACAGGAAAUCUAGAGAACAAAUAAAGUUUACAGCAGCUGCAGAUGUUUUACAGAGGAUGAAGACGAAGUUUACCCUCAAAAGUUAAGAAACAAAAAAAAACAAUCAGAUACCAACUUUAGCCUCGUAGACCCGUCCGUGAAAAUAUUAAAAUAUUAUCGGACAUUAAACUGGUCCACGGUCUGGAAAAGGUUGGAGACCACUGAUCUAAAAGAUCUCCAAGAGACCACCCAUGUUCCAGUAAAGGUUUUUUUCCCCAUUCCCUAAAAGCAUUCAAAGGCUUAAAAAGAAAGAGACAAGAAGUCCUACGGUCUUCCUGAAGCAUCACCUGUAUUUAUCCUGUCAGAAUGCUGAUUCCUGUAACAUUUCAGGCCACGUCCUUCCUGAGCGUCUCAUUUACCCCCCUCCUGUGGCCUCUGUGUCUAUGUGUACAUACAGUGUUCUGCCUGCCUGUGUCUAUGUGAGUUGGUUGUAUCUGUGUCUAAAAACGUCGCCUUUGGAGGAGGGAUGGCAGCCAGUACACUCCACGCAGCAAAACUACAAAGACCCAACAUUUGCAGCCAAAUACUUGGUCAAAUGGUUUUAACUUGACUUCUGGUCAAAAACAGAAGAAAAAAAAGAAGAAUAAAACCUGUAAGCUUUGUGGCGUUCUACCUGCAUUUUUGAAUAAAACCAAGAUAGAUUCAGUGGAAAAACCUCAUGUUUUACUUGACAGGUCAGCUGAGUGGCUGUACUUUCUGGAAAACCUUCUACCAGCGAAUAGUAGUUGAGGAGAGUUUCCUGUGGCUCACCUGGUUUUCUCUAAGGCGGGUUGUGGGCGUGGCAGUCAGGGAUGGACAUUUCUCUCAAACACCAGUGAGCAUUUGACAGGUGCAUCCAAAAACACUGGGUACUUGUCUGAAAAACUUUAUUUAUGCAUUUAUUAUUCUUCAGAUCUUCUGCUCGCUCCUGAUGUGAAACUUCCACUGACUUCUUUUCAAAUGUGGGUUUGAAUUGAAACGAGGGAAGAGCUGAAAGACGACGGCUCGAAAAUCCACCCCUGAUAGUAACACGCAGUCGACUCUUCACUUGGUCCUCCUUAUGGUUAAGUAGUAGGCGUAGCAAUAUACAGUAUACAUAUUCUAUAUUCUACAGUAAAUAUCAUUAUUUUUGGUCAAAAAAAUGACAACCUAAAGAAGAUAUGUUUGUGGCUGUAUGCGUUUGUAUGAAUUAUUUUAAAAAGAAAUAAACUGUGGAAAGGUGA